This is a messenger RNA of Pocillopora verrucosa, 936 nucleotides long. Its product is annotated as octopamine receptor beta-2R-like. Gene Ontology annotation, cellular component: membrane. The record is from RefSeq and is a predicted model, not a curated record. Lineage: Eukaryota; Metazoa; Cnidaria; Anthozoa; Scleractinia; Pocilloporidae. Gene Ontology annotation, biological process: G protein-coupled receptor signaling pathway. Gene Ontology annotation, molecular function: G protein-coupled receptor activity.
AUGCAAUUGUGGUUUUGGAUUCUUGGCUGGCUUCUUUCGAUUCUCGCCAUGACUGGAAAUGGAUUUAUCAUCUUCCUUGUUUGUAGCAAACGGCAGCUUCGCACCAAAACCAAUGCGUUCAUUGUUUCGCUUGCAGUGGCUGACUUCUGUGUCGGGAUGAUUACUGUUCCUUCGUUGUUUGUGUGUGAGUCGCUUGAUCUGUGCAACGAUCGACCUAUUUCGAUGGUGGUGUGGAUUAUAAGGAACCUGUUCGCUUUUGCGUCUGUGGCAAACCUUUGUAGUUUAGUCUUGGAUCGCUACAUUGCUAUUGUGAAACCUUUAAAAUACUUGACUAUUAUGAAGCGUCGUCGAGUCAUUCAGAUGGUUAUCUUAUCCUGGGUAAUUCCAACCGCUAUCAUGACUUUUGCGGCAAAUGUUAUAUUGAAUACUUCCUUUUCACAAAAUUUAAACAUCCCUAAAAAUACUUUAUCCGUGAUGUUUAUCAGUUUCGAGAUAUUUUCAAGUUUUGUAUUAAUAUGUGUCUUUACAUCCAUGUUAAAAGUUGUAUUUAAGCAUAAUCGAGCCACUCGUUCGUUAGCAAAACAGUUACGCUUUAAUCAUCAGGUUUCCUUCAAAACUCAGGAAAAGUCUGCCAUUAUAAUGAUGGGGAUUGUAGUCGGAUUGUUCCUGAUGUGUUAUGGUAGUUUUAUGAGAUGCAGCUUAAUAAGGAUUUCUGGUAUUGUUAAAGCAUGUAAUGAUAGAGAAUAUAGAAUAAUCCUUCUAGGGUUAAACUCUGCUACCAACCCUUUGGCGUAUUCUUUCUUCAAGAGAGAUAUAAAAAAGGACAUUAAAAGACGAUUUUGUUGUCCCGUUUCAUCGAAGUCAAAAAAGAUUAUUCCUCUCAAUAAGAGCAGUUUUUCAUCAUCGCUGACUGCCAUGGACGGGAAGUUAGAGUAA